AUGAAUCCACUGACAUUAUCUCCUAUCAAAAGUGCUGGGAAAGAUCACUGUGGAUCCUACAAUCAAAGAAAAUUAUUUCUUGUCGAUCUGAGGAUGCAUGUUCAGGGAGGGGAAGACCUGCACCAGGAAGAGCUGUCUCCAAGGAUCAGUUGCCCCAGAGGUUCUGUGGCCUAUGAAUCCUUCUGCUAUGCCUUGUUUCUGUCACCCAAAUCCUGGUUGGAUGCAGAUAUGGCAUGCCAGGACAGAUUCGAAGGAUACCUUGUGUCUGUGCGUGAUGCUUCUGAGGCUUAUUUCGUGGCCUCUGUGAUUCGAAACACAAAGACGAAGCAUGAGAACAUCUGGAUUGGACUCCAUAACUCCAUGGAGGAUUAUGAGCCCAAUGGAGGCAUCUGGAUGUGGGUCAACAAUGAUUUAAUGGUUUACCAGGCCUGGGAGAAAAAUAUCCCAGGCUAUCCUCUAUGGACACAUGGCUACUGUGGGACCCUUUCAGCAACCUCAAAUUACGAACAAUGGAGAGAUUAUGACUGCAAGCAGAAUUUACCUUAUUUCUGUAGGUUCAAGGCUUGA
Molecule: messenger RNA, 567 nt
Organism: Sorex fumeus (smoky shrew)
Lineage: Eukaryota; Metazoa; Chordata; Mammalia; Eulipotyphla; Soricidae
Product: lithostathine-like
Exons: 5
Coding region: 1-567 (188 amino acids)
Biological process (GO): response to peptide hormone; venom-mediated disruption of cell wall in another organism; positive regulation of cell population proliferation
Molecular function (GO): peptidoglycan binding; oligosaccharide binding; signaling receptor activity
Source: RefSeq, a predicted model, not a curated record